UAGGCAGGUACUACGUAGUAUGACUACGUCACUCCAGUUUUUACUAGCGGUAUCGCUAAGGCGCAUCACACCAUCUCCUCCACUGCAAGCUGUCGACAUGAUCCCUCUCUCUCUCUCUCUCUCUCUUGUGACACUUUAUCGGAACUGUUAAAAAUGGACACAUCUGCAAGCGAUGUCAGCGACAACCACCAAGGGAGUGAACACACCUUGGCAGACGAGGAUGCUGCUGCUGAAGCGAUAGCGACACGUCGUGCACAGUUAUUAGCUCUGUUAGAUGACCGAGGCUUGACACUGCGACCGGAAUCUAGACUUUGCUCAAAUUAUAUCAGCCGCGGAGAAGGGGACCCGGAGUUUAUUGUUACAACAAUGGAAGAAAUGGAUUGGUAUCAUGCGAAUGGCAAUUAUCACUACGAGGUGAUGGAAGAUACCGAGGAUUUGGACGGAUAUCGACGUUAUGAUAACACAAAGGGGAAAGUCCGUGCCCGUCGCUAUUAUUUCCGGCAGAGACUUUUGGCCGGGGGGUUUUAUGACGAUGAAUCCAUGCCACAAUCUCUUCUCCCAAUGUUAAGAGAAGAACUCUUCGACGCCUAUAUCGAAGAAGCGAAAGCCAUUCUCUCGGUCAUCAGCAACAAUAACAAUAAUCAUCGUGCUAUGCUACACAAAAGUGUUCUUCAGCAACCUCGCACUUCACAAGUAAUUGACCAUAAUUCAAAAGCAGCAUUUAUCAGUAUGUUACCACUUGUUGUACGUCAAGAGCUUGAAAGAUGGUUUGGUCCGGACGAUGCAUAUGAAGAAAUCGGGCGAGCGCUGCUAAAAAACUUUAAAGAAGAAGCGUUGCAGCACAAAAAGCAGCAAAUUAUGCAUCCAGUUUACCACACUCAGGCAAUGAGAAAUCUACUGCGUAACAAGAACGAAAAUAAUGCUGAUGCUUCAAAAAAGCAGUGGCGCGAAGAACGACACAACUUUUAUAUACGAAACAAGGAAUCUCUCGCAAAGCACUGGGAAAUUCAUGAGUCUUACGCCAAAGAGAUUUUUAUGGAGAUCACAAACGAUUACAAGAAGUACCAAAUAUAAAAGGCUCACCUUUUCCGUCUUUUACAAUUACUUGCUUUACCCAUAUUCUGUAUAUCAGCACUAUAUCGAUUGCUUAGUUUGCGCUCAUUGCUACUGUUAACCGCCGAUUUUAUGUGAUUAGAAAGAACGAAUGCGAUGAAAAAAUUAUAUAAGCAAUGUACAAUUUUUUAAGAAUAUAUAUAAAUAACAUUAUAUUCUGACAAGUGCAAAGUGGUGGGAAAGAGAAAGGAGGAGACGCAAAUACGAGAGAAUGAACGAUGAAUAGAGAAAUCGAGCAGUAAAAAGACCAACAAAGUUAUUUAUUUUCAAUAUCGUUGAUCCAUUUACUGAGGGUGGCACCUUUGUCAUCGCCAAGUUCCAG
Molecule: messenger RNA, 1435 nt
Organism: Zychaea mexicana
Lineage: Eukaryota; Fungi; Mucoromycota; Mucoromycetes; Mucorales; Lichtheimiaceae
Exons: 3
Coding region: 154-1074 (306 amino acids)
Source: RefSeq, a predicted model, not a curated record